AUUGUUAACGUAAUUAAUGAAUGAAUUAAUGAAAAUGAAAACAAAAAUCAAUUCAAGAAUUGAAUCAAAAAAGUGAAGAAAUGCCGAAAAAUAGCCACAAAUUUCACGAAAAUGAGAAGGUCCUCUGUUUUCACGGACCACUUCUUUAUGAAGCAAAGGUUCAGAAAAGUCAAGAAAUGGAGAGCAAAGAGACCAAAGAAAGACUUGUCCACUAUUUUGUCCAUUACUUGGGAUGGAGUAAGAAUUGGGAUGAAUGGGUUCCUGAGGACAGAGUCUGUAAAGUAAACGAUACUUCACUACAAAAGCAAAAGGAAUUAACCGACGCACAGAAUAAAAGUAAUAAAAAUAAAGCCAUGAAAAAGAAGUCAAUGGACCUGAAAGAGAAAGAGGCGAUGCCUUUGAAUGUAUCGAUUAGUGCAGACAAACCGAAACCAAAACCAGCGACUGUUCCGACGAGUCCUACCAUUAGUUCGGAAACGAAAGAAAACACAAUUGUUGUGAAAGAAGUGGAGGGACAGAGAAAGAAGAGGAUUAGAUUGGAAACAACCAUCGAUUCUGCAGAUCUCAUUGCAAACAAGGGUCAAGACAUAGAAAUCAAGAUUCCAGACGUAUUGAAGCAGUUUUUGGUCGACGAUUGCGAUUUCAUGAAUCAGAAGAAAUUGGUUCGUUUGCCCGCAAAAGUGUCCGUCAAUAGGAUUAUUGAAGAUUAUGUUAAACAUAGACUCAACACAAAACUUAGUCCCUCUAAAGAAAGUGCUGUUAAAGAAGCGGUCGAAGCAUACAAAGUAUACUUUAACGCAUCGCUUAGCAGUUAUUUGUUGUAUAGUUUUGAAAGAAAUCAAUUCAAGGAUUUGAUUAAAGAAUCGGACGACGACUCAAAAAGUGUUCACUUGAUUUCAGAACACAUUCACGACUUUCUCAAAUAUUUAGAGCGCAAUCCAUCCCUAUUCACACCCAAUGAAUACGAGUCCGCGUCAGCCGAUUAUCUUAAGAAGUUGUCGUGAAUGCUGUUUACCAUUAAAUCACACUUUAUAUUAAUUUUUAACUAAUUUAAUCUCAAAUCGUGGUAUCAUUUAAUUGAGUUGUUUUUGAAAUCAUUUUGAAAUAAAUUGAUAAAUACUUUUGAAGAUUAA
Messenger RNA from Medioppia subpectinata, 1133 nucleotides. The record is from the annotation of a GenBank genome assembly. Lineage: Eukaryota; Metazoa; Arthropoda; Arachnida; Sarcoptiformes; Oppiidae.